GUUGGCCGAGUGGUCUAAGGCGGCAGACUUAAGAUCUGUUGGGCGUAUGUCCGCGCGAGUUCGAACCUCGCAUCCUUCAGAACUUUUUUGCUGUCUAUAUCGGCGUUAGGCGGAAAUAGUUGCAAGUGGCCGGCGGAUGGAGUUUACGCGGGGAAAUGUAGUCCUGGAGCCUCAUGUGUCGAAUAUUUCCACGUAGUUACGACCGGGGUGCAGACAGGAACUGUCAAAAAGAAACGUGGUAGGGCAGGCGAAGCGGGCACAGAGAACGAGGCUUAAGUAGGGCAUCAAGUCCAGCUCGUUGGAGUGCUCUGUGGGUAACAACGUUGCGUGCAAGGUCAAACACUUUCAGGGGUGCCAUCUCUCGUGGACAUUGUCUAGCCACACAAAGAAGAGGCAAAGCAUCCGUUGCGGCAACUGCAUCAAUCAAAAUGGCCACUCGGAACACGGUUCUCGAGGCCGAGUUAGAACCCAGCGUUGAAUCGUCGCACCGGAAGCCAAAGUCACCGUCGGGAGUUCCGCUUUCACAGAUCUCGCCUAAGAUCUUCCCCUUGCCCAUGUCGGAGAGCUUCAACCACUGGUGGAAACAGAAAACGCCGCUCAAGGUGCAAGAUGAGUUGCUCUCCACUUUGCCUUUCUACCCAGAACCUUCGGCAACUCACUCCUCGGAGGUAAUCAGCUUUAAAAGUCCGAACUCGUUGGUGUUCCCAGACAUUAACGAAUUCCACGUCAAGCCCAGGAACGAGACUGUUGGCGAAGAGAACGCUAAACAUUUGGUGAUCAUCCACGGGUACGGCGCUGGUCUUGGCUUUUUCGAGAAAAACAUCGAAAGCUUGGCACAGAAACAUCUGCAAUGGCACAUACAUGCCAUCGACCUCCCGGGUUACGGUUGCUCCACUAGAGUUGACUUCCCGCAUAAGAUCCCUUAUGAGAACCACAAGACUGUCGAAAAGCUCUUUACCGUACCACUCCGGGAUUGGUUUGUUGCACGCGGGCUUAGCGAGAAGAACACUCUGGCCGUUGCGCAUUCAAUGGGGGGUUACCUUUCCCUCUUGCUGCAGAUGAACGAGGUCAGCGGAGAGGGGUUCAUCAACAAAGACGAGUACAAAAUGUUGAAGAAACGGUUUGGAUGUGGCUCGGCGAUGGAAGAAGCUUUUCAGAGACAAGAGAAAGAGCUCUCUGGGACCGCUGCUAAUCCGAGACAGUUUUGGGACACACUGAUUCAGGUUUCCCCAGGAGGAAUUUUCCACUCCCGUGCAAAGCAGAUAGAAGAAAACACACCCAAGUGGUUCACAAGGCUUUGGAACUGGAAUGUGUCACCGUUUUCCUUGGUUAGGUAUUCUGGACCGUUGGGCUCUUACUUUGUGAGUGGCUGGUCGAGCCGGAGAAUAGCCGUCUCCUCUCUUUUCACCGAGGAGGACGUGAAAUUGUUGCAUCGGUAUUCCUACGCCAUUUUCAACGCCAAAGGUAGUGGCGAGUACAUGCUGAACUACAUCCUUGCGCCAGGAGGUAUACCGAGACAUCCAUUAGUGGAGAGACUUGGGUCCAUCGGGAAAUAUGCCGGUAGAACGCUAUGGAUGUAUGGCGACCACGACUGGAUGGACUACAAGGGCGGAGUGUUAGCGUGCGAAGAGUUGAAGGCCGCUGGCUCUCCAGAUGCGCAUUUGCAGAUUGUCGCUGGGGCGGGGCACCAUGUGUACCUUGAUGCGUUCAGAAGCUUUAACCAGAUCGUUUCUAGCGAAAUGGCUCGUAUGGAGAGCAAGUAGAAAUUACACCUUUAUAAACAUGAUGAAAUGAAUAUAAAAUGAAAUUCAUAAUUAGAACAAUCACUUGUAGCCGCGUAUCUAGACUUUGUUAUUGGAUUAAUUAAACUAUACAUUAAACAUCAUCACAUACACAUAAACCCAAACAUUUGAAGGGGUAAAGGGAGAGAAAAAACAGAUCAUGAGAAGGGG
Pichia membranifaciens NRRL Y-2026 is the source of this 1952-nucleotide messenger RNA. RefSeq lists its product as hypothetical. Gene Ontology annotation, molecular function: A2-type glycerophospholipase activity. The transcript has a single exon. Gene Ontology annotation, cellular component: mitochondrial inner membrane. Lineage: Eukaryota; Fungi; Ascomycota; Pichiomycetes; Pichiales; Pichiaceae. The record is from RefSeq and is a predicted model, not a curated record. Bases 429 to 1763 code for a protein of 444 amino acids. Gene Ontology annotation, biological process: cardiolipin acyl-chain remodeling.